CCCCCAUUCUCCUGUUCACUGUCUGUGUCAUUUUAGUAAGGUCCAAGUCUCGCCACUGGGCACCUAUCGUUGGCUGAACUAUAUAGUCCUAUCUUUUUUUUUUCAUGAAUGCAUAAGCUACUGCAUAGUGGAACACGAGGCAAUAUGUUUUUCUGAUACUUUGUUCAGUUCCCAUUUUUUGAAAAGAAGAGGAAUAUCUUGAGAGUUGUGCAUUGUUUCCACUGGAUUUUGGGUGUGGGUGUCAAAAUCCUGGGAUUUGGAUUACGCAUAUUUAAAAAGGGGGGAGUAUAUGUUAAAUAUAUGUUUCUCUGUUAGAUAAAACAACAGCUCACAGCUGUCGCUGAAUCUGUUCUUGUGGAUGUACUGGAGCCCUGAAGGAUUUUAACCUUCUUUCCCCUUCUCUUUGUUUAUCUGCCCACGCUUUGGUCUAAUAUGGCCUCCUUCAAAACAUGGCUGAGAGGGCUGAUGCUCAUUCUCCUGUGUUCCUUCCAAACACCCCUCACUCCAGUGGUCAGAGCUCAGGAGGAAGCUCUCACUGAAGACCACCUACAAAACCAAGCUGAUGAGAGUGAGGAACCAACAGGUGCAGAGCUUGAUGAUGAUAAUAACGAUGAGGAUGAUGAUGUCGGUGAUGAUGGAGAUAUUGGGGAGAGCAUAGAAGGAGCUAAUGAUGACAAUUAUGAUGAAAAUGACAGUUAUGAUGAUGGUGAUGAUGAAGACGUUGAUAGUAUUGAUACAGAGAGUGAAGAGGAAGUCAUCAGUGAUGAUGAUCAUGAUGGGGAGGGUGAAGAUGAAACAGCCAGUGAUGAGUAUGACGACAACAACGAUGACGACAACGAUGAUGAAAAUGCCAAUGAUGGCAGCGAUGCUGAAGAGGACAUUGAGGAGGAAGAUGGUGAUCAUGAUGAAAAUGAUGAUGAUGAUAAUGAUAAAGGUGAUGAGGAGGAAGAUCAUGAUACAAAAGAUGACAAUGAAGGUGAAGACAAAGAUAAUGACAGCAGAGAUGAUGAUGAUGACGAUGGAGAAGAUGCUGCUGCUGAUGAUGGUGGAGAUGAUGAUGAUGAUGAUGGUGGGCAGGGGGAUGAUGAUGCUGAUGAUGAUGGUGGAGAUGACGGUGAUGAAGGUGGACAGGAGGAUGAUGAUGCUGACGACACAGAGGAGGAAGAUGAACCUGAUGCUAUGGAAGGUCAUGAUGAAGAUGAUGGUGAAAGUGAUAAGGAUGAGGGUGAUGAUGUUAAAGAUGAACAGCAGGAUCAACAAGAUUCCGAUGCUGAAGCUGAAGAUGGUCAUGUAGAGGAAGAGGGCGGUGGUGCUGAACUCCAUCGCGCUGGAUCCCUUUGUGGCUACUGUUCCUUCUGCGAGCACUGCGAUGCCUGUGAAAUGUGCCCUUGUCAGGAGGGAGACAUGUCAGAACACUGCAAAGACUGUGAAAUGUGCAAUGUCUGCUACAUCUGUCCUGUACUAUGUGACACGGUUUGCAGACCAGGUGGCUUUCUUGAUGUACUAACAGGAUCACUCUACCAAACAAUGGCUGACAUCUUUGAAUAGCCUGGAUACCACUCCAUCGCCACCAUGUGGCCAAGGCAGGAUCUGCACCAAUGGGAAAUUUGUUGUUAGACUACUUUAUCAUUACUAGCUAUUUUGUUUAUUACUUUAUUUUUCUGUUACCUUUUGAUCUGAUUACAUCACACAUACAAACUGAAAAAUUAAAUAUUAUAAAAAUAUCUAAAUUAGUUAAUUUUGUAUUGUUUUAAAAAGUUUUAGACCCAGUCGCAAAUAACAAAAAGAUGUGAUUAGGCAUAUUUAAAGUAUUAUAUUGUUGCAUGGCAGCAAUAUGAAAUUAGGAAUAUUCAAAGUAUACUGCUGCAUGGCAGAAUAAAAAUGUCAGAUUAA
This is a messenger RNA of Anguilla anguilla (European eel), 1893 nucleotides long. RefSeq names its product sarcoplasmic reticulum histidine-rich calcium-binding protein-like. The transcript is spliced from 6 exons. Gene Ontology annotation, molecular function: calcium ion binding. The record is from RefSeq and is a predicted model, not a curated record. Lineage: Eukaryota; Metazoa; Chordata; Actinopteri; Anguilliformes; Anguillidae. Bases 433 to 1548 code for a protein of 371 amino acids.